AUGGUAAGGUCCAUUGCCCCUGAACCGCCCAUUAACCUCAGGGUGAUUGAGGGGCAGGAGUUGGUAUGGAGCCAGGGUGUGUUGGUGGGCCAUGACUAUCAGCGACAAUAUCACGCAGCUUACCGAGCAUAUUUACCAACAACAAGCCAUGCGGAUGAGGACACAGAAAAACUCCACGAACACAUAGACAACCUCAUCAGCAAUAGUGAAGCCCAAUUUAAGAUCGUCAUGGGUGAUUUCAACGCUAAAGUCAGGCUGAGCGCAACUAAAAUGUAUUUUAGUGGCGACUCUCUCAUCAACUUUGCCGAAAGACACCAAUUGAAGAUAUGGAACACAUUCUUCAAGAAACGACCCAGUAGGCGCUGGGCCUGGAUCUCACCUAACAGCACCACAAAGAAUGAGAUCGAUUACAUUCUCACCAACAGGCCACGCAUCUUCACAGAAGUAUCAGUCCUGAACUCGUUCAAUACGGGCAGCGACUAUUGCUUUGCGAGCGGAUCUAUGGUCACCCAUACCAGACUGGAGAGGGCAAAGCUACUGAAGCGCCCCAGGAAAAAAACCAAACCGCCCAAACCACACAAGCUAUCCACGGAAACAAAGCAGCUCAGGGAAAUGCGACGACAGAUGAAACGAGGAGGAACAAAUGUGCAAGACAUUGAAUACGCUGAGGUCUGCAAAGCUAUAAGACAUUGCAUGAGGAAAGAAGUUACAAAACAUGAUGAGAAACAACUUGAGGCCCUGGAACAAAGCAGGGGUCCCACAUUCAUCAAAAAAUUAUCAAACGAUAAUCUACAUUCAGAGGGGAGAGAUGCCGUCAAGCGCCAGAAGCGCGGCAAGGCCCCGGGCGAAGACAUCGUCGCCGCCGAAAUCCAGCACGGCGGGGAGCCUAUCGUCAAGAUGCUCACCAAGCUAUUCAACAGAUGUCUUCACCUUCUCUCGUGUGAUCCUCGUGUGAUCUCGUGUACACUGGCUCACCAACAAGCCAUUCAGCAGGCCGGUUUCAGGUCAGGAUUUUCGACCCUCGACCACAUUCAGGUUGUCACCCAGCUACAAGGAAAGGCGAACGAGUACAAGAUCCCUCUCUAUUUGGCCUUCAUGUGGAGGCUUUUGACUAAAUCGAGUUCAAGCCACGUUUCACGGCGCUAG
Penaeus monodon (black tiger shrimp) is the source of this 1146-nucleotide messenger RNA. RefSeq lists its product as uncharacterized. The coding region runs from base 1 to 1146 and encodes 381 amino acids. Gene Ontology annotation, molecular function: catalytic activity. The record is from RefSeq and is a predicted model, not a curated record. The transcript has 5 exons. NCBI's taxonomy places the organism in Eukaryota, Metazoa, Arthropoda, Malacostraca, Decapoda, Penaeidae.